UGCUUCCGCCAGAACUUUUUGAAAAAUUUUCACUCCUUUUAUAUGUCGUGGCUCUCUCGCUGGUAAAUUUUAAAGCGCCGUCCAUCGUUUUCUCCUUUUAUACGUCGCCGGUGUGUCGGUUCAUACAGAUUUUACAGAUAAGAUUUGAAGUUAGGUGUUAAGACCAGAAGCGUCUGUGACUCCGUACGCACAGUAAUGGCAUUCGUUUCUUUCGUUGGUAGAGUUCUCUUCGCCUCUGUUUUCAUCCUCUCUGCUUGGCAAGAAUUCAAUGAGUUUGGUACUGAUGGAGGGCCAGCAGCAAAAUCUUUUGCACCAAAAUUCAAAGUUUUCUCAGGGCACGUGUCAGCUCAUACUGGGUUUCAAGUGCUACCUGUUGAAAUGAAGCACGCAGUUGCUGCUGCGAUAGCCGUGAAGGGUGUUGGAAGCCUUCUUUUCAUCUUUGGCAGUUCGCUUGGUGCUCAUCUUCUGCUUCUGCACCAAGCAAUUGUUACUCCAAUAUUGUAUGACUUUUACAACUAUGAUGCUGACAAGAAAGAAUUUAAUCAGCUUUUCAUGAAGUUCACACAGAACUUGGCACUGUUUGGGGCAUUGCUUUUCUUCAUUGGCAUGAAGAACUCAAUUCCAAGGAGACAACUCAAGAAAAAGCCGCUGAAAUCAAAGACAAUGUGAGAAAGGAACUAUUGAAGUUAUGGAGAUUUAGCUUUAGACAGCUUCUUGAUGUUGAUUUUGCCGGAGAUUAGUUUAGUAUGGUUGUAUCAGAUUUUCCUCUGAAAAAUGGAGAAAAAAGGGGAGGUGUUUUAAUUGUUGACAUUGUGCUGUUGUCAUGUACUUUGCCAUUUGUGGCCACAAUUGAGGUUUUAGAUGCAAAUUGCGAUCUUUUGAUAGUCCUCUUUUAAAUUUGCUGGUAUGUCCAAUUCGAUUACAAGGCUCUAAUUUGAAGCGUUGUCUAUUCA
Messenger RNA from Hevea brasiliensis (rubber tree), 953 nucleotides. RefSeq lists its product as uncharacterized. NCBI's taxonomy places the organism in Eukaryota, Viridiplantae, Streptophyta, Magnoliopsida, Malpighiales, Euphorbiaceae. The transcript is spliced from 5 exons. The coding region runs from base 196 to 669 and encodes 157 amino acids. The record is from RefSeq and is a predicted model, not a curated record.